AGUAGGAACAAGGCAGAGAAUGUUAUGGGAACUCCAAAUGAGACGAUGGUGACAGAAUUCAUCUUGAUUGGAUUAUCAGGUCACCCACAAGCACAGGCUGUAUUCUUUUCAUUCUUCUUGAUGGCGUACCUCGUAAGCACUCUUGGGAACAGCCUCAUGAUCGUAUUAAUCAUUGGUGACUCCCACCUUCAUUCUCCCAUGUAUUUCUUUCUUUGCACCCUCUCCUCGGUAGAUCUCGUCAUCUCCAAUAAUGCCCUUCCUGAAAUCCUGGUCAACUGCUUCUUUUACAUGCCCACCGUCUCCUUCUAUAGAUGCUUGGUUCAGAUGUAUGUUGGUCUAUUAUUCGUUGUGAUUGAAUGUGCUCUUCUGGCUGUUAUGGCAUAUGAUCGCUUUGCAGCGAUAUGCCGGCCACUCCACUAUACGCAGAUCAUGAGCUGGGGAUUUUGUACCUGUUUAGUGUCUUUAUGUGUGGUCCUUGCCUUACUAAAUACAGUGAUCAACAUACUGUUGCAGCCUACUGAUUUCUGUGGACAAAAUAUCAUUAACCAUUUUGGAUGUGAGCUACAAUCGUUCCUCAAACUGGCCUGCUCAGAUACACGCAUUAGUGAGCUCUAUGUUCAACUUUCCACCUUUGCUCUUGUAGUAUCACCUUUUGGCUUUAUUGUUGUAACCUAUGGGCGCAUAGGCUUAGCAGUCCUGCGCAUUCGCUCAACACAGGGUCGCAAGAAAGCUUUCUCCACAUGCAGUUCUCACCUCACAGUGGUCAGUGUCUUUUACGGUACAAUCAUCAUCAUGUACUUGAUGCCCCAACCAAAAUCUUCCUCAGAUAAGGAUAAGGUCAUUGCUUUACUGUAUGGGGUCUUAACUUCCAUGCUCAACCCCCUGAUUUACAGUCUGAGAAACAGGGAUGUGAAGGGAGCUUUCUGGAGAGUGUUUGGUAGGAAAAUGUCAGAAUAG
Messenger RNA from Heteronotia binoei (common prickly gecko), 957 nucleotides. Its product is annotated as olfactory receptor 13H1-like. NCBI's taxonomy places the organism in Eukaryota, Metazoa, Chordata, Lepidosauria, Squamata, Gekkonidae. Gene Ontology annotation, molecular function: olfactory receptor activity; G protein-coupled receptor activity. The record is from RefSeq and is a predicted model, not a curated record. Gene Ontology annotation, cellular component: membrane. The transcript has a single exon. Gene Ontology annotation, biological process: G protein-coupled receptor signaling pathway. The coding region runs from base 25 to 957 and encodes 310 amino acids.